Messenger RNA from Bombyx mandarina (wild silkworm), 2068 nucleotides. RefSeq lists its product as uncharacterized. Gene Ontology annotation, molecular function: protein binding. NCBI's taxonomy places the organism in Eukaryota, Metazoa, Arthropoda, Insecta, Lepidoptera, Bombycidae. The record is from RefSeq and is a predicted model, not a curated record.
UCCGAAGUUCAUAAAUAUGGUUACUAAAAUGUUUGCAAAAUGGAGUGCAGCUUCAUUGGGGCGGAAAACUUCAGUGUUCUGGAAACGUUUAUUAAGGAGCCAAAAACAUUGUUUUUUUGCACUCCUGGCCAUGUUUACGGUCACCAGCGUCGUUUAUUUGUUCACCGGUUACAGGGAGCCUCUGAAACCUUUUCCUUUCAACGAGAAAACGAAUCAAAUACGUAUGAAUGAAGAAUUUCUGCAAAGGGAUAAAGGCACGGGUUGCGAUAUGCCCCAAUUGGAUCCCUUCUCCGAUGUGGCCAUGAGAUACGUUAAGGAGACACCGAAGAUUGUCUGCGAUGGAUUAGAUUGGGUCGAUUGUUAUCAUUCAAAAUGCUACGUCAUCAAGGAGAUUUUGAGCAAAAUGAAGGAUGUGGUGUGUAAUUACAAGGACAUCGUCCAUGUGAACGAUCAGCAUUAUUAUAUCGGCGAUCCGGUUAAGGUUUACGGCAAUGGAUCAUAUCGGUUGAACAGUAGCGACCAUGUGAAGGUUUCGUGUAAGGGCGUCGAUAAGAAUGGAUUAGGUAUAAUAUCGCAAAGAUGGUUCGGCUAUAAGUCCGGUCUGCGUCCAGUACCUAAGCCCCUCGUGAGUCAAGCCGGUCGCGAAAACACCUCCGAUAUACUGAUACUGGGCUUCGAUUCGACAUCUCGCAACGGUUUCAUCAGAAAGAUGCCCAAAUCAUACAAAUUCCUUAAGGACGUACUUAAUGCUACUAUUAUGAAAAGUUAUAACAUAGUGGGCGAAGGAACUUCGAAUGCUCUGUAUCCGAUACUAACCGGCCUAGAGCUACCUGACUGGGAGAGUUUUCCCAAAGACAAAACCAUGGACCAUAAGACGUUCUUGUUCCACCACUUGAAGAACGACGGCUAUAGAACAGCAUACUUCGAAGACAUGCCCUGGAUAGGUACCUUCCAGAGGUUUUACCACGGCUUCGACAGCUGCCCCGCGGAUCACUACCUCAGGUCGUUCCUGAUGGAAGAGAGCUCUAAGGGCAGGAAGUGGUGGCACGGCGUCAAGGGCCGAUAUUGCAUAGGCAACGUGCCCCAAUACGGACUCUUGAUGAACCUGACCAAACAGUUUCUAGAUUUAGACGGAAAACAUUUCUGCCUUACCUUCAUAGCUGAUAUAAGCCACGAUGAUUUCAAUGUAAUAUCGACGUCCGAUGAUGAUCUGGUGGCAUUCCUCCAAGACUUUUUGGAUAAGGGGAGACAGAAGAAUACCCUUUUGAUAGUCAUGGGGGACCACGGUGCCAAAUACGAAUCGAUACGUAGGACCUAUCAAGGCAGACUAGAAGAACGCCUGCCCUUGAUGACGAUAAAACUGCCCGAGACCUUAAUUAAAUCCAGGCCAAAUGCACAGCGUGUUUUGGAAGCUAACGCGGAAGUGCUCACAACGCCCUACGACUUGCACACGACGCUGCUAGAUGUGGUCGGUCUGAGGGAACUGGCCAACUCCUAUAAAGUUGAAGGAUCGAAAUUGGAGAGAGGACUCAGCAUGCUGGAGCCUAUACCCAAGUCUCGUUCUUGCGGAGACGCCGGCAUCCUGCCGCACUGGUGCGCGUGUACCAAGUGGAGGAACGUGUCCCGAAGCGACCCGGUCCACCAGCAAGCAGCCACAGUACUGGCCGAGUAUAUAGAUAACAUCACCAACGGACGAAGAUCGUUGUGUGCGAAGCGAACGUUAACUUCUAUCGAUUGGGUAAUGAAGCUCAUCCCGAGCAGUGAGAUGAGUUUGAGAGACGGAAAAAACAAUCGUAAGAGAGAUAACGUAUUAAGAGGAGAUCAAGAAGAGUAUCAAGUUAAGCUGACUAUGAGCCCGGGUGCCGCCGUUUUCGAAGCGACAUUGACUUAUUACGUAAAAGAGGAUUACUUUUUGAUUAACGAACGCGAUAUAUCGAGAAUAAGCUCAUACGGCGAUGAAUCUAUAUGUAUAAGAGAUUCGUAUCCACAGCUAAACAAAUACUGCUACUGUAAGGAUAAAAUGAAUGCGGCUAACUAUGCCUUUGGAUACAGUUUUAGUCUCAUCUAG